UCGCCAUCCGCCCAUCCCCCCAUCCCCACUCUACCUGCCCCGGCUGCCCCCAUCCACCCGUAGUCCCGUGCCCCUGGUUGUUUCCGGCGUAUCCUGCAGCCGCGCCCGGACUCGCCGGCGGCCACCCGUCUCCGGUCACGAAUCGUCGCCGGCAUCACCCGCCCCAUCUCAGCCCGUCGCCGGUGUCUUCAUUUUCAGCCCUUGUCAAAAGGACAGAAAAGCGUGUGUUAGUUUAAAUGGCUUCGAAGCUCCAAGCCUUUUGGAACCAUCCUGCUGGCCCCAAAACCAUUCAUUUCUGGGCUCCAACAUUCAAAUGGGGUAUCAGCAUCGCCAACAUUGCAGACUUUGCGAAACCACCUGAAAAGAUAUCCUAUCCUCAGCAAGUUGCUGUGGCUUGUACUGGUGUCGUUUGGUCACGCUACAGCAUGGUUAUUACACCGAAAAAUUGGAACCUGUUCAGUGUGAACGUUGCAAUGGCGGGUACAGGCUUGUAUCAGCUUUCACGCAAAAUAAGGCAAGACUACUUUUCUGAUGAGAAGGAAACCGCACCGUCGCUUGAAGGAUGAUGAGGGAUGCCGCUGCCCAGCAUGAAGGAUGAUGACGAUAGACAAGAAUAAUCGAUUGAGAAGAGCAACACACAGCUUGGGAUCCAAGAUAGGAAUCCAUUGUUUCUUCUGCGCUCAUGACCACCCUGGUGGGAAAAUCCACCCCGAAAAAUAAGUGUAGGAAUGCACAGUAAUAAUCUUCCAUGCAUCUGUGAAACAUCAUGCGGAUGCAGGAAACAACCCUGUAUGUUUUCUUCCUCUGCUGCCCGGUCAAUCCAAAUUUUGGAACACUUCAUUUUCUGCUAGCUCUUGCAA
Panicum hallii is the source of this 860-nucleotide messenger RNA. RefSeq names its product mitochondrial pyruvate carrier 4-like. The coding region runs from base 237 to 566 and encodes 109 amino acids. Gene Ontology annotation, biological process: pyruvate import into mitochondria. The transcript is spliced from 6 exons. The record is from RefSeq and is a predicted model, not a curated record. Gene Ontology annotation, cellular component: mitochondrial inner membrane. NCBI's taxonomy places the organism in Eukaryota, Viridiplantae, Streptophyta, Magnoliopsida, Poales, Poaceae.